Pseudonaja textilis is the source of this 1196-nucleotide messenger RNA. RefSeq names its product centrosomal protein 19 (gene CEP19). Gene Ontology annotation, biological process: microtubule anchoring at centrosome; trans-Golgi to periciliary membrane compartment transport. Lineage: Eukaryota; Metazoa; Chordata; Lepidosauria; Squamata; Elapidae. Gene Ontology annotation, cellular component: centriole; centrosome; spindle pole. The record is from RefSeq and is a predicted model, not a curated record.
UUACAGCAGAAGCUGGGAUGUCUUAUGUUGCCAAAAAGUGUGGCAUCCAGUUACAGCCUCCAUCUAUUGUCUUGAUCUAUGAAGAUCAGGUUAAGAAGAAUCUGCGCAAGCGCAUCAUGCCUGUCCGGAAUUUUACCAAAUUCUCAGAUUGCAGCAGAGUGGCAGAGCAGCUGAAGAAUAAUCCUCGGCACAAAACAUAUUUAGAAGGGGUAUCCUUGGAGCAGCUAAAAAAGUUACACCACUUGUUGAGAUGCCAUCUGCAAGGACAAACUUUGAGUCAGAGUUUGAAACAAGUUGAGCAGAAUGAAACAGUUGAUCCAGAAGAGGACCUAAAUAAACUGAAUGAUGAAGAGCUAGCACAAAAGAAAAGAAUUAUGGAUGAGUUGUUUGAAAAGAACAGAAAAAGAAAAGAGGACCCAGGUUUUAUCUACAAUGUAGAGGUGGAAUUUCCACAAGAUAAGGAGCUUGAAGCUUGUGAGUGGGAUACAGAUACAGAGGAUGAAUUUUAAUGCAAAACUAAGCUUAUGGGGAUUUUCAGGGACUGUUAAUAAAUUAUAUAUACUUUCUGCUUUAGUAACAAUAUUUGACUAAAGUUAUCAAUAAACGAUAGCAUUGUGUACUGUCAAAAUGAUUGACAUGUUUUUCUUUCCUUGGCAUUUAAAAUACUCUGAAAUAUUCAUAUUAAAAUUGUAUGCAAAAAUGUGUGUAUAGAGUAUGAAUGUCUUGAGUAGAAAAUAUGUAUUGGUUCUUGUAUUGAUACAGGAAAUAUCCAUUAAAUAAGCAUUGACUUAAAUAAAAUUUAUGCAGACAAAGGGGCCAGAAUAGCAGCUGCCAUUUUCUACAUUGCAGAAGCACAAAAUGGCACCAACUAUAUACAUGUAAAUUGGCAUAGUGCAUGAUCUAAUACAAUAUUCCGGAAAUGGAGGUUUGUUUAACCCAGGAACUAAGCAAAAUUGCUGAAAACAAAAGGAGAUGCAGCACUAGAGAACCAACUACAUGAAAGCACGUCUCCUGCAAGCAUUCAUAUUCAAAAUAGACAUGUUUGCAGAAGGUGUGUGAAUUGCAUCAAUGGGGUAAAACUUAUUUGGCAAGAUCUAUUGUGAGAACUCCAGAUUUAAAAAGGCUUCCUCAACCAGGAAUUUUCUAAAUAAAGGAAAUGUCUAAAGUAAAUAUUCAGAAGAACUAAAAUCAGUUUU